CACCACUCUGGUCACACCAAAUGAAAGAAAAAUACUCCAAUUCCAUUAAAUUGUAUUAACUUCAAGUUAAAUUCCACAAUCUGUUAGCGAAAAAACUGAGAUAAUGCCACCCCGAGAGAAACUUCGCGAAAUGGAGCGUCUUAUUGUUCCCAGACACGUGCCCGGACCACAGCCCAUCAUGGCGGACUUCUACACGCGGCGUGUCAUCGGCGACUUGUUCCGAAUGAGGCGCAAUCCGCCGGAAGGAUGCCAUACGGAAGUCGUUGAUGGCGAUAUCAGGCACUGGCUGGCCACCGUGCUUGGACCCUCUGACACACCCUACGACGGUGGCCAGUUCCGCUUGGAUAUACGCUUUCCGGGGCGUUACCCGCUUAGAGCACCACUUGUGAAAUUCGUCACGAAGGUGUACCAUUGCAACGUGUCGCAAGCCGGAGACAUAUCUCUGGAUAUCCUGGGUGAACAAUGGGCGCCGUCCCAGCAAAUUUGGCAUCUCUUUGUGACCAUCCGAUCGCUGCUGGCGCAACCCAAUCCCGACAAAUCUGUGGACAGUGCCAUCACCGAUUUGUACGUGAAUGAUCGCCCGGAGUACGAGCGCAAGGCACGCGAGUGGACCGCUCUGUAUGCCCAGCCUGGUCCUGAGGCUUCGCCAUCUUAGAACCUCCACCAUCAAUACACAAAUUAGAUUAAUAUCUGCUACUACUAUGCAUAUUUACAUACACAUUUAUGCAUGAACAUGAGCUUAAAAUUAAUUGAAAAUUAAAAUAAAGGCUGUUUGUUCGGUGG
Molecule: messenger RNA, 783 nt
Organism: Drosophila obscura
Lineage: Eukaryota; Metazoa; Arthropoda; Insecta; Diptera; Drosophilidae
Product: ubiquitin-conjugating enzyme E2 4-like
Exons: 2
Coding region: 104-655 (183 amino acids)
Biological process (GO): proteasome-mediated ubiquitin-dependent protein catabolic process; protein polyubiquitination; DNA repair
Molecular function (GO): ubiquitin conjugating enzyme activity
Source: RefSeq, a predicted model, not a curated record